UAGUAAAAACUCUAUAAAAAGCAAACCAUUAUAUAACCUCUACUACUUUCUUGUUUAAUUAACCACAAAAUAUAAAUAAUAAUAAAUUUAAUUUAAUUCAAUCCUUAAACUAUAUAUGAUCAAUAUUUACCAUACCUUCAACGGUUUCUUCUUUUGUCGUUUUCUGUUUUUUCAAUGGUCUUUCUUUCCAAAAUGGAAAAAGAGAAAGAACAACAAAAAUCAAAGAGAAAAGAAUUAGGGCUCUCAUGCAUGCUCAACACCGAAGUGGGAGCUCUCCUCGCCGUAAUCCGCCGUCCGGCCGAUCCUAAUUCCCACUACCUCGGAUCGCCCGAAGAAUCCCAAGACAAUGCAAUUCUCCAAUCCCUAAAAUCCCUAAGAGCUCUAAUUUUCAAUCCACAACAACAAUGGUGCACAAUAGACCCUUCUAUCUACCUCUCCCCAUUUCUCGAGGUGAUACAGAGCGACGACAUCCCUGCUUCGGCCACGGGAGUCGCCCUCUCUGCUCUCCUCAAGAUUCUAAAACUCGAGUUUUUUAAUUUAAAGACCCCAGCCGCAGCUGAGGCCAUUGCUACAAUUGUAACUUCCAUUACAAAUUGUAGACUAGAAAAAACCGAUUCAAUCUCAGAAGAUGCUGUAAUGAUGAAGAUCUUACAAGUCUUAUCCGCGAUUAUGAACCACUCUGCCUCAGCUCUAUUAACCGAUCAAGCGGUUUGUGUUCUCGUCAAUACUUGUUUUCAAGUUGUUCAACAGUCUAUUGGCCGAGGCGAUUUGCUUCAAAGAAGCGCUCGGUACACAAUGCACGAACUGAUCCAGAAAAUAUUUUCUAAAUUGCCCGAAAUAGAGGUGGUUACGAGCAUUAAGGGUUCGGGAUUGGGUGAAGAAGAGGAAGAAGGAGGUGAAUUCGAAGGGGAAUCGGGUUAUGGGAUUCGGUGUGCAGUGGAUGUGUUUCAUUUCUUGUGUUCUUUGUUAAAUGUGGUGGAAUUGGUUGAGAAUAGUGGUUCGGAAUUGGGUAAUAAUACUUCAUUUUGUGGUGAUGAAGAUGUUCAAGUAUUUGCUUUGGUUUUAAUUAACUCAGCUAUUGAAUUGAGUGGUGAUGGGAUUGGAAAACAUCCAAAGCUUCUUAGAAUGGUUCAAGAUGAUUUGUUUCAUCAUUUGAUACAUUAUGGGACUUGUUCUUCACCACUUGUUCUAUCCAUGAUUUGUAGUACAGUCUUGAAUACCUAUCAUUUUCUUCGCAGAUUCCUUCGUCUCCAAAUAGAAGCCUUCUUCAACUUUGUUCUUCUUAGAGUUCCAACAACACAAGGAGUUUCACUCCAACUCCAAGAAGUUUCACUUGAAGGAAUCAUAAACUUUUGCAGACAACCAACAUUCAUAAUCGAAAUCUACGAAAACUAUGAUUGCGAUCCACUCUGUCGAAACAUCUUCGAAGACAUCGGAAAAUUACUCUGCAAACACUCAUUUCCAGUAACAAGUCCUCUAACUUCCUUAAAGAUUCAAGCUUUUGAAGGUUUAAUGAUUAUAAUCCAUAACAUAGCUGACAACAUAGAUAGACAAUAUGACAAUGAUGAUGAUAAUGAUAAUGAUUCAAGAACACUUUUUGAGCCAUACCCAGUUGAGAUUUCAGAGUUUAGACCCUUUUGGGAAGAUAAACCAAGAAAUGAUUCAAUCAAUUGGGUUGAUUUUUUAAGGUUUAGAAAAGCUCAGAAGAGAAAGUUACUAGUUACUAGUUACCAUUUUAAUUGUGAUGAGAAGAAAGGUUUGGAGUAUUUACAGCUUUCUAAAUUGUCCCCUGAUCCUCAUGAUCCAAAGGCUUUAGCUUUCUUUUUUAGAUACACUCCUGGAUUGGAUAAGAGCAUGGUUGGUGAUUAUCUUGGUGAUCCUGAAAGUUUUCAUCUUCAAGUUUUGAAGGAAUUCACUGAAACUUUUGAGUUUUCAAGUAUGAUUCUUGAUCAUGCUCUUAGAACUUAUCUCGAAACGUUUCGGUUGCCCGGUGAGUCUCAGAAGAUUACUAGAAUUCUUGAAGCUUUUUCUGAUAGAUUUUAUGAACAACAGACUUCUGAUAUUUUUGCUAGUAAAGAUGCUGUCUUUAUUUUGUGUUAUUCUCUUAUAAUGCUUAAUACUGAUCAACAUAAUCCUCAAGUGAAGAAAAAGAUGACAGAGGAAGAGUUUAUUAGGAAUAAUAGAGCUAUUAAUGGUGGUAAAGAUCUUCCUAAGGAGUAUUUAUCUGAACUAUUCAACUCAAUUUCAAACAAUGCUAUUACUAUCUUUGGUCAAUCUGGUCAAAUUGUUGAAAUGAAUCCAAGUAGGUGGAUUGAGCUUAUAAACAGGUCAAGAAUUAUUCAACCUUAUAAGUUAAGUAAUUUUGAUGAUGAUAAGAGAAUUGGUAGAGACAUGUUUGGUAGUAUUGCAGGGCCAUCUGUCUCUACAUUAUGCGCGUUUUUCGAGCAUGGUGAUGAAGAAGAAAUCCUCCAUGAAUGUGUUGAAGGUUUGUUUUCAAUAGCUAGAAUAGCUCAAUAUGGAUUAGUAGAGACCCUUGAUGAGCUUCUUGCUUCUUUUUCAAAAUUCACUACUCUUUUGAACCCUUAUGCCUCUGCUGAAGAGACCCUUUUCGCCUUUAGUCAUGAUUUGAAGCCUAAGAUAGCAACACUUGCAGUUUUCACUAUUGCAAAUAACUUUGGUAACUCUAUUAGAGGUGGUUGGAAGAACAUUGUUGAUUGUUUGUUAAAGCUCAAAAGACUUAAACUUCUUCCCCAAUCUGUCAUUGAAUUCGAUGCUGCUAAUUUCGGUACUACAUCAUCAGAUUCUCAAGCUACAUCAGAACAAGGCCUCUCUACUCCAAAUGAUUCUAAAGUUGUAAAUGUUAGCAGAUUCUCUCAUUUUCUAUCAUUGGAAAGUAUGGAAGAUUCACUUUCACUUGGUGUGAGUGAAUUUGAGCAAAAUCUUAAGAUUAUUAAACAAUGUAGAAUUGGUAACAUCUUCAGCAAGACUUCAAACUUGCCUGAAGAUGCUUUGAUCAAUCUCGGGCGGUCUCUAAUCUUUUCGGCUGCAGGGAAAGGACAGAAGUUUAGUACACCAGUUGAUGAAGAAGAAACAGUUGGUUUCUGUUGGGAUCUAAUCAUUGCCAUUACAUUGGCAAACUUACAUAGAUUCCAAACCUUUUGGCAUGCUUUUAAUGAUCAUCUCCUUGCAGUUGCUCAAUUCCCUACCUUUUCGCCUGUCCCAUUCGCUGAAAAAGGCAUUGUAGGCCUCUUCAAAGUUUGCCUAAAGCUACUUGGAACAUACCAACAAGAAAAAACCCCUGAGGAGAUGAUUUUCAAGUCUAUAAACUUAAUGUGGAAACUUGAAAAGGAAAUACUUGACACUUGUUGUGAGUUCAUAACAAAAUCUGUUAACAAGAUUUUAACUGAGUUUCCCGCGAAUUUGAAGACUCAACUCGGUUGGAAAUCUGUUCUACACUUGUUGUCAAUCACAGGUAGACAACCUGAAACUUAUGAUCAAGCUGUUGAGACUUUGAUCAUGUUGAUAUCAGAUGGAACUCAUAUCUCAAAAAUGAAUUAUACUUAUUGUAUUGACUCUGCUUUUAGCUUUCUUGCUCUUAGAAACAGUCCAUUGGAGAAGAACAUAAUGAUUUUGGAUCUAUUGGCAAGCACAGUUACUCAAUUAGUCCAAUGGUACAAAACACAGUGCUUAGAGCUCUCAAAUAGUAACAAUUUCAGCGCGACAAGUAACGCGAGUAACUCUUCAUUCGAGGAAAAUUUGAGAGCUCCUAGCUCAUUGAACUUCUUCAUGAGUUUGUUCAUCAAACUAGGCGAAGCGCUGAGAAAAACAAGCUUAGCUCGACGAGAAGAGAUAAGAAAUGCUGCAGUUAUGGCUCUUCAGAAAAGCUUUAUGCUUGCUGAAGAGCUCGAGUUUACCCCGAACAACUGCAUUAACUGCUUCAAUCUUGUGAUCUUUGCUAUGGUGGAUGAUUUGCACGAAAAGAUGUUCGAGUAUUCGAGGAGGGAAAAUGCUGAGAGGGAAACUAGAAGCAUGGAAGGAACUUUAACAAUUGCAAUGGAACUUUUGUGUGAGAUCUUCUUGAAGUUGAUGACACAGAUUUCGAAUAGUCCUGGUUUUAGGACAUUUUGGUUAGGUGUUUUGAGGAGAAUGGAUACUUAUAUGAAAGCUGAUUUAGGUGAGUAUGGUGUGUCUAAGUUACCUGGUGUUGUUCCUGACUUGUUGAGAAAAAUGAUUACUGAGAUGAAGGAGAAUGGGAUUUUGGUUCAGAAAGAAGAUGAUGAUCUUUGGGAGAUUACUUAUAUUCAAAUACAAUGGAUAGCUCCUUCCAUUAAAGAUGAGCUUUUUCCUGAAGAAAGCAUCUGAUUCGGGUUUUCAAUACAAUCAAAUAGAAAGCUCCAACGAAUUAGGAUUUCACUAUUGAGCCAGGUCAUUUCGGGGCAAGCAGAUCAUUUAUGAUGAAGAAAAUGGACUUAAACAGAAUGAUUCGAAAUUCUUGCAAAGUGAAACCAUGAAGUACCAGACACGAGAUAGAUCUUUCAAAGAACAAGGCUUUAUUUAUAAUUGUAAGGAAAAAAAACAACCACUUUGAAUGCUAGUUUCUUUUUUUUUUUUUAAUAUAUUAAUGGAGUACAAUAAUUAAGGUUGAUUGUAGUCCCUAGAGUUCGUAUAGAAUUGAGAAUUGUAAUUUGUUUUAAUUCUAGAAAUCGAAAAAUGAAAUUUGUUUUC
Cannabis sativa is the source of this 4725-nucleotide messenger RNA. Its product is annotated as ARF guanine-nucleotide exchange factor GNL2-like. The record is from RefSeq and is a predicted model, not a curated record. NCBI's taxonomy places the organism in Eukaryota, Viridiplantae, Streptophyta, Magnoliopsida, Rosales, Cannabaceae. The coding region runs from base 175 to 4362 and encodes 1395 amino acids. The transcript has 2 exons. Gene Ontology annotation, biological process: regulation of ARF protein signal transduction. Gene Ontology annotation, molecular function: guanyl-nucleotide exchange factor activity.